UCUUGUUCUUGUUCUUGCUCUUAAAGAAGCUGAGAAAAGAGCAGAAAGCUGUAGAAGUGAGAAGGUGGUGUCACAUUGUAAAAUUGUGAAAUAUCUCGUCCAAUCGGCUGUCGCAGGCCAAUUUGCAGUAUCCUUCCACCAAUUUCUCUAUGUCGAAGCGGUCCAAGGACCCUUGUAAACCAUUUGCCUGCGCCAUUCAAGAUUGCCUCAAUGCCAAAAACUUUCAAGAAUCGGCCUGUGUUGAUGUAAUUGAAAAUUUGAAUGAGUGCUGUCGUCACUGGAAACACAAGUCUUUAGUGUGUUCUGGUAUGUUAAUUGGCCCAGCAGAAGUAGAGAAAAGUGAUGUCAAGUCAGACGGAACCUCAGGGGUCGAGGUUCGGAAGGCGUAGAUUUGGCCCAGUCGAAAAGACAACAUUCUUUGGCCGCCACUUUCGGGCCAUCCAUCACUUAGUUGUCAUUUUGGGAGUGUCAGGUUUCUUUGGCCCCUUUGUCUAUCGCUAUUUCAACAG
Messenger RNA from Thrips palmi, 509 nucleotides. Its product is annotated as cx9C motif-containing protein 4. Lineage: Eukaryota; Metazoa; Arthropoda; Insecta; Thysanoptera; Thripidae. Gene Ontology annotation, cellular component: mitochondrial intermembrane space. The record is from RefSeq and is a predicted model, not a curated record. The transcript has 3 exons. The coding region runs from base 150 to 389 and encodes 79 amino acids.